UUGACAAAGAACUCGAGUGCGGUGAUUGGACAAAAGCAUUCUCGCGUGAUUAGGCUUGUAUCCGGAAGAAUGACAAAUGGUUCUCGAUACAAGCCUUCUAGAUCCUAAAGAGCAAAAUGGCAUCCUACUUCGACGAGCACGACUGUGAGCCCACCAACCCCGAAGAACAGUACCGCCAGAACGCUCUGCUUGAACUGGCCAGGUCUCUGAUGCAGGGUUUGGAUUUGAUGGACUCAGGGGAUUCAUCAGACUGGAAUCAGCGUCUCCCCCCUCCUGCUGCAAGAGUAGCUGUGCAGACCCUCAAUGUGGUUGUCAUUUCUCCUGAACAAGCAGACAAAGGCCUGAAGUGUCCUGUUUGUUUACUGGAGUUUGAAGAGCAGGAGACGGUUCGAGAAAUGCCUUGCAAACAUCUUUUCCAUUCGGGAUGUAUCCUGCCGUGGCUGGGCAAGACUAACUCCUGCCCGCUGUGUCGACUUGAACUACCCACCGAUAAUCCAGAUUAUGAGGAGUUCAAGAAAGACAAGGAGAGAAGAAGACAGAGGGAGCACAGAUUGGAGGACCUCCAUGGAGCAAUGUACACAUGACAGUGACCUUUGACCAUUUCUAAAUAUUCAGGACGUUCUCAACUAUCAGAGUGAAAGUACACACAUUAUAGCCUUCAGUUUGCUGUAGUGACUCAGUAUUGUUUAUACAAUUUCCACAAAAAGAUAUAAUUUAUUAUAUAAAUGAUGUGACAUCUUUAUUUGUUCCACGUCCUAUUCUCAUUCGUUCCAUACUUUUUAUAUGACAUUUGAAAAUGUAAACCAAUCAUUUUAUACUAGUGAGGCUAGACAUUGUAUCACUGUUUUUUAAAUGUUGCUCAACAAAAAGCCCUAUCUUGACAUGGAUUGGAAUGGGGGUUUUUUUCUGUUCCUAAUGCCCCCUGUGGUGUGAUUUGUUUGGUCGCAUAACUGUUUUUAAAAUCUCAUGAAGGAUUAUUCCAAGGUUUAUGUACUGUACGAUCUCAACCAGGGGCUUCAAACGCACAGCCCAGGGGCCGUUUGUGGCCUGCUGGAUGGUAUUUUGUGCCCCCCCCACCCCCCCGACAUCAAAGUCGAAUGUUAGUGAGGUCACCACUUUUUUGCAGUUUUUCCCUUCCUUUUGGGCUAUCAAUAAUUCUGAAGUGACAUUGUCUACGGCACGGGUGCCCAUUACGUCGAUCGUGAUCGACCGGUAGAUCGCGGACUGGUCCCAAGUCGAUCGCGAGGGGUGUAGAGGAGAAAAAAUUUGCCAAGGGCACGGGCAAGGAAUAGGAAUCUAGAGGGCCAUGGGAAGCACUUUAAAACAGUACUUGUGAGCUACAACAGUUAAGAGGCUGAAAAGUGUGGCGCAUGCUUCCACGUCGGGCUGUUGCUCAUCAUGGCAUGCGUGUCUAUGUGCGUGCGCGGAAAUGGGUCGAUCGCGGGAGGUUGGUUGAUCGAUAGGUCGAUUUUCGGUCCAAAACGUUUGGGCACCCCUGGUCUAAGGAAAGCAUAUUCUGUCACCCAGUCCAUCGUGUUUUUUUUUUUUAGAUCUGCCAUGACGAGAAAAGCUGGCAACAAAGACGUACAAAAACGGGAGACAGAAUGUUGGGGGUCGAGGGGUUGUUCGCUUUUUCUUUUGAGCAGGAGCACCCCGACUUGAAUUGAAUGCAUUCUCUCUGAAACGCCCCCCCCCCCAAUAAAUUAGAGAAUCCCGAAUUUAAAAAAAAAAACUGCAACAUUUGUAUGAAAGUGUUUUAAAGCGAAACGAAGGACUUUGAUCUACUGUUUUGUUUCGUUUUUUUUAACUGAAACUUUCAAAUAAAUCCAUUUGUUGUACGAUUCAGUAAAUGACUUAACUUCCAUGUGAUACUCAAAUGCUGAUCCAGCAAUUCUACAAUGCAUCAUCAGCUGUGCUAGGACAUCUCCAAUAAUCUUGAAAAUAACACAGUCAUCAUUUAAAAUUUUAUUUCAUAUUUGAAUAUAAAUCUCUUUCAAAUUAAAAGACCUAAAUGAUAGACAUAGCAUACAUAUUUACACAAUUUUUAAAAAGUGUGCAUUUGGGAGGGGGGGGGGGUAUCUCAUUUGACACGAGUCAAAAUGAAGUGAUCACUUCAUUUUGUGUACGUGAUAGUUCACAGCAGUCAUUUAUUUUGUAUGUUGAUGUCCUCACUCGGGUUACAGCUGAGCUGGAGCCCAUGCCAUGCCCC
Molecule: messenger RNA, 2209 nt
Organism: Hippocampus zosterae (dwarf seahorse)
Lineage: Eukaryota; Metazoa; Chordata; Actinopteri; Syngnathiformes; Syngnathidae
Gene: rnf181
Product: ring finger protein 181
Exons: 6
Coding region: 117-584 (155 amino acids)
Biological process (GO): protein ubiquitination
Cellular component (GO): cytoplasm
Molecular function (GO): ubiquitin protein ligase activity
Source: RefSeq, a predicted model, not a curated record